Molecule: messenger RNA, 1603 nt
Organism: Halichondria panicea
Lineage: Eukaryota; Metazoa; Porifera; Demospongiae; Suberitida; Halichondriidae
Product: collagen alpha-1(XVII) chain-like
Exons: 1
Coding region: 25-1512 (495 amino acids)
Source: RefSeq, a predicted model, not a curated record
CAUCAACUUUGAACUAAGCUACACAUGUACAGCAUAAAGAUGGGCUCGAAUGUGAAAUUCUGUAUCUCUCAAAUAGCCUUUGUGCUACUGACAAUUUCAAUGUUUGGAGGUCUAUCCUUUGCUGUGUGGAAUCUGAAAUCUGAGAAUGCAAACCUACAGAACCAAAUCUCUGAAUUGCGAGGCUUUGUCGGAGCUAAUCCAAACCCCCACUCGAGUGAUGAAGCCACGGUGAUGGACACACUAAAGCGACUAACUCGACAAUCCAGCUCCUCUCAAAGUGCUACUGAUCUACUUGCUGAUGCUCUGGCAGAACUAAUUGAAAAGAAACUCUACACUAUAAUGGACUGUGCUAGAGAUGACGCUGAUAAUUUAACCGACUGUUCGCUCAAGCCAGGCCCAAAGGGGGACAAGGGAUGCCUGGGUGAUCAAGGUAAAGAAGGCCCUCAGGGAAUGAACGGAGAACCUGGGGUCAAAGGACACAACGGUUACCCUGGUCAUAAAGGGGAGGUGGGUCCAAAGGGUCCUAUCGGCGAUCUCGGCCCAAUGGGGCACCGAGGGGUUAAAGGAGAUAUGGGCGAGAUCGGUCAACGAGGCGAGGCCGGGGUUAAAGGUGACGAAGGUAUGAAAGGAGAAUAUGGUUUCCCUGGACACAAAGGCGAGAGUGGCGGGCCGGGUGCCAAGGGAGUUAAAGGAGAUCGAGGCUUUGGAGGCAAUAAUGGACAAAAGGGAGAGAAAGGAAUGACGGGAGUGCAAGGUCCACCGGGACCUAUUCCCACCACACAACCACCAACUACUGAAGCCAUGACUACACAACCACCAACUGUUCCCUCUGAGAGGUGUGGUGGUCCUGGAUGGAGGAAGGUGGCAUUCAUUGAUAUGACUAAUACUAGCCAAAACUGCCCUCAAGGACUAACACUGACUGGCUACUCAAAACGAUCAUGUGGUCGAACACAUGCAACUUCAUGGAAUUGUUCAUCAGUCACCUUUCCUGUUGGUGGUGGUCAAUACAGUCGAGUGUGUGGGAGAGCUAAGGCUUAUCAAUAUGGUGUCCUGGCGUCAUUUUAUGGGUAUCACAAUUCACGUGGUAUCAAUGCAGUGUACGUUGCUGGACUAAGCUUCACUCAUGGAACACCCAGGACACACAUUUGGACAUUUGCAGCUGGUUACUAUCAAGGAAUCAGUGGUGAUAGUAGCUUUAGAAACUAUCGCUGUCCUUGUAACCCAGGCAACAGCAUCGGCUCUCCUCCUUUUGUUGGUAAUGACUAUUUCUGUGAGAGUGGCGUAAGCUCUCGUUCUGCAGUUACUCCUUACAUGCUUCACCCUGAUGAUCCACUCUGGGAUGGUCAGGGCUGUAUCCAUGGCAACACAUGCUGUCAGUUGAACAACCCACCGUGGUUUAAUAAAACACUACCAACCCCCACAACUGAUGAUAUUGAAAUGAGACUAUGUAUGAGUAGUAGUGCUAGAUCUGCUAACAUAGCUCUUGAACAAAUGGAACUAUACGUCUACUGAUGAACUAGACACUGAACAUUGAUCUGGCUACUGAUUUACAUCGUACAAUUAUAUAAGCUGUAGUUUAUUGAUCAAUGGUAUGAACAAUGAA